GCAUGCUUUCACUUUCAUCAAAGCAGAUGAACUCGUCUACAAACUACAACUACAUCAUGAAAGAGCUUGAGACAACUGAUGUUAAGUCUAAGAGUCGUAUCCCAAGACUCGGACUUCUGACGUUCCAUCACCGGGCCGUAGGAGACAAGGUCCACCUGAGUCAAGGGUGUCGCCAUGCAAAGAGAUCAAACGACAGCUACGAAAACGGCCUUUUGUUCAGCAAUCGUCCCGUGAGCGUCCAGGAGCGGAUUCGGGUGCGAAUCGAGGCCAAUUCUGCCUCAUGGGACGGAACCAUGAGAGUGGGCUUAACCAGCGUUCCUCCAGACUCCCGAUCUCUGCCCCUGCCCAGUGUGGCCAUCCCUGACCUCAAUGACACCCACGGGCACUGGGUGGCUCCCAUGCAUGAAGAGUUCUGCAAGGCAGGAUCAGAGUUUGAGUUCUGGGUGUCAAGAUCGGGCCGCUUGUAUGUUUCCAACCAGAGCGUCCGGAAGCACAAGCUAUUAGAUGAAGUGACGCUCAGUCAGCCUGUGUGGGCCAUGUUUGACCUUUAUGGACAGACAUGCGCCAUUACUCUCUUGGGCUCUGAGAAACGCUUGAUGUGUUUCACCAUGAGGUCACGUCAGAGUCUGCCCUCGUCUGUUUCUGAUACAAACUCCAUGACAUCUGAUGACUUCUCCCAUCGCAACCAGUUGCUGUUGACAACAGAAGAGGGAGGAGAAGAAGCGACCUGUGUGGUAUGCCUGGGUGAGAAACCCAUCAUCUCUCUCCCUUGUGGCCACUGUUGUUUGUGUCGCGCGUGCGCAAUCAGGGUCUUUGAGAGUUUUGGGACGUGCCCCCUGUGCAGGCGGAGCAUGGACUCACUGCUGAUGUUUUGAAAGCUUGCCACUAGCAGCAUGGAGUUAC
This is a messenger RNA of Syngnathus acus (greater pipefish), 903 nucleotides long. Its product is annotated as E3 ubiquitin-protein ligase NEURL3-like. The transcript has 4 exons. Gene Ontology annotation, molecular function: ubiquitin protein ligase activity. Bases 3 to 875 code for a protein of 290 amino acids. Lineage: Eukaryota; Metazoa; Chordata; Actinopteri; Syngnathiformes; Syngnathidae. The record is from RefSeq and is a predicted model, not a curated record.